This is a messenger RNA of Macadamia integrifolia, 2414 nucleotides long. RefSeq lists its product as uncharacterized. The record is from RefSeq and is a predicted model, not a curated record. Bases 101 to 622 code for a protein of 173 amino acids. Lineage: Eukaryota; Viridiplantae; Streptophyta; Magnoliopsida; Proteales; Proteaceae. The transcript has 3 exons. Gene Ontology annotation, cellular component: nuclear speck; cytosol. Gene Ontology annotation, biological process: maintenance of rDNA; DNA repair; negative regulation of double-strand break repair via homologous recombination.
CUUUCUUUUUCCCAAAUUUCCCCACCACGACAAGGGUUUUAGAUUCUGCAGCGAAUCGUCUCUGGAAGAGAGAGAGAGAGAGAGAGAGGGAGAGAGAGGUAUGGACUUCAGUUUGGCAGCGUUGAAGCUAUUGUGCGGGCAGCUGAAGCACGCCAAGGGGACAUCAUCACCGUCCGCCAUGACCCUCGGCGGCAUAAUAUUCCAGAGAGCUUGGUUGCAGGGCGUUUUGAUAUCAGGUUGUGAGGAAGGACGUUUCGUUCUAGACGACGGAAGCGGGAUCAUCGAGCUUUUUCUCUCCAAGGACUUCCUUACCCAAGACUGGAAAACUGGAAUGUACGUUAUGGUUGUUGGGCUCUAUGUCGCUCGUACUGGAGACUUGCCCUUGAUUAAGGCUGAAACUCCACAAAACAACGUGAUGGGGACAUCCACGUGUACCAGCGACGCCGACGCAAGAACCAGCCACAUUCACUAUGGCUGGAGGAUGCUUUUAUGGAAGGAAACUAAAGGGAAGAAGAAAGAAAGAAGAAGGAAGAAGGGAGGAAGAAUCGACCAGCCUUGCCCUAUCGCUGGCCUCUUUCUCUCUCUCUCCCAUCACCCAAGAUUGUGUGGGCCCCACUGCUGAUUUGUUAUUUAGUUAGCUUAUUUUCUAGUAUCUUAUUUUUCUAGAUCUUUGAGAUAAGUAGGAAGCCAAAUAAUAUUCCUAUUUGUUUUAGGAAACUUCUUUUGUUGUGAGAUUAUUUUCCUAGUUGGCCUUUUUCCUUUUUUCUUUUAGUAAUUAUCUCCCUACUUAUGUAAGGCCAUUGGCCACGACUUUUUAAUGAAUGAUUAUUGAAAGCAAAAAAAGGCAACGACUUUAUCUCUCUCGAUCUCUCUCUCUCUCGUCUUUCAUUCUCGAUCUUCUCUCUCUUUCUCGCCUCCCCUCUCUCUCACGACUUUCCCUCCCAUUCUCUUUCUCUCUUUCACUGCAUCUAUUCUCUGGUUACUGUCACGUCUACUACAGCUGCUGAAUACUACCGAUUGAAGUCCAUCUCAGUUGCAUAAAGCCCCAUCGGAAUGCUGCUGAACACUCCUUCAACAAACUGGAGUUUUCCCUUCAUCAAAUAAGGUGGGCUGCAUCUCUAUUUGGGAGGACUUCGACCUCUCCUUUUCUCUUCAGAACGGGACAGCGUUAAGGUAAGUAGAUCCUCUCCCCCAUCCCACUUCCUUGACUGUUUACUACCUCCCUGUUGAUCCCACUGAAGACUGAAAUUAUUAAAAUUAACCUCUGUUUCAACCAUUAUCAUUUCCUGCUGUCCUUCAGAAUUAUCCUGAUGUGUUCAAACCUGUUACUGUUGCUCUUGUAUUUUCAUCCUGCUGAACUUACGUACUACUGCUGUUUUCGUAAUCAAUUUUCUGUGAUUAAGAAUGCUGCUGAUUUCUGUAGUAGUUGAUUGAUGUAAGGAAGAGCAUGAUACUUACUCUCUGAAUUCUUGAAUUGAUUUGUGCCUAUCUACAUUAUGUUGCCAUGUUCCCUUCCCCAUAUUCCCCACUUGAAGCCUAGGUAGUUUAUAUGCUUUUCUUUCUAGAUUAGUAUUGAUUGCUGCUACUCUGUUUAAUAGUCCUCUAAUUCGUGCAUGCUAAUUAAUGUAUUGUGUUGUUCUCUAUUAAUCACAUUCCCAUUCUAAGCCCUAGUGAGUCUACCUCUGUCCACGUGGGUAAUAUUUGUAGGAGUCCUAGUUGUCUAGGUAUCCUCCUACAUCAUCUUGGUAUCAGAGCAUGGUUUUGUCUAGAUUUAGGGUGAUUAGGUACUGCUGUCCAUUGUUUACAUGUCCUACCUUUUGAGGUCUAGUCUCCGUCACAAUCUGUCCUAGUCGAGUCUGAGUUAAGAGAGCGUUAUCAUAGAUUAGUGGACACUCUUUUCUUCCUUAAAUUGGCGGGACCAAAUCGCAUUGGACGCUAUUCCCUCCAAAAGCACAUACUUAAGAGGGAGAUUUCUGACCUCAAGAUUGAGAGGGUUAACUACUUGUCUCAAUUGGAGAUUCUGAGUAGACCUUGAGUCUUUGGUGGCAACCGUACCUUGGUUGCCCAUCUCCUUAUGUCCACUCGUAGUGUUAAGAGGAUACCAGAACAUGUCUGACCUUUCUGACACCCCCACCCAACCUGAGCAGUUGGCUGAAUUCAUGAAAGCCAUCCAAGCUACCCUCCAAGCUAGCCAAGCUAUACAGGAGACACAAGCUGCCCAUCUCCAAAACCUUACCGAUAAGUUGGCUGCCCUCGAGACAAGUGCCCAAAACCCUGAUAGACGGCAAGGCCGUAACACAACUGGCAGUGAACCUAGGGACAGAGGCCCUAACCAUGAGGAAGUGAACGAGAGUAACCACACUGAUGGUUAUGACCAGAUAGGGGGGAUAACUUCCAAGGCCAAGGGCGUGGUC